Rodentolepis nana is the source of this 2214-nucleotide messenger RNA. The record is from the annotation of a GenBank genome assembly. NCBI's taxonomy places the organism in Eukaryota, Metazoa, Platyhelminthes, Cestoda, Cyclophyllidea, Hymenolepididae.
AUGGCAAGUGCAGUACCUCCGGGAGAUGCGCCCUCAUUUGACAAAUCGAAGCGGGCUAAAUUCGCUAAGGUUAAAAAUAAAACGCCGGCGCCAAUUCAAAUCACUGCUGAGCAAAUUCUCAGAGAAGCCAAAAACAGAGAGCUUGAGGUUGCUCCUCUGGCACCGACACAAAAAAUCACAAAUCUUGCAGAAUUACGUGAUUUUCAGUUACGAAAACGAAAGGACUAUGAAGAUAAUAUUCGUAAGAAUCGACUCGCCAUGCAAAACUGGAUCAAGUAUGCGAAGUUCGAAGAAAGUCAGGGAGAACUACAACGGGCCCGAUCUAUCUUCGAGCGAGCUCUCGAUGUGGAUUUUCGAAAUAUCGGUUUGUGGCUAAAGUAUGCCGAUAUGGAAAUGCGUAACAAGCAGGUUAACCAUGCUCGCAAUCUCUGGGAUAGAGCAGUUACUCUUAUUCCAAGAGCCAAUCAGUUCUGGUACAAAUACACUUAUAUGGAGGAAUUACUUGGUAAUGUGGCUGGUGCCCGUCAGGUCUUUGAAAGGUGGAUGGAAUGGGAACCCGAAGAACAGGCCUGGCAUGCUUACAUCAACUUUGAACUCCGUUACAAGGAAUUGCAGCGAGCCCGACUAAUAUACGAGCGCUUUGUACUAGUGAAUCCAGAACCCAAGAAUUGGGUCAAGUAUGCAAAGUUUGAGGAAAGAAAUAACUAUAUCAAUUCGGCUCGUAAAGUGUUUGAAAGAGCUAUUGAGUUCUAUGGUACAGACAACCCUCAAGCUCGCUUGUUCAUUGAAUUCGCAAGAUUUGAGGAGAGACAGAAGGAGCAUGAUCGUGCUAGGGUUAUCUACAAAUACGCUCUGGAUAAUCUCCCAUCGGAUGAAUGUCCCGAGAUUUACAAGGCCUACACUCUGCAUGAGAAGAAAUAUGGUGAUCGCCUGGCUAUUGAAGGGGUCAUUCUCAACAAGCGCAAGUUCCAGUAUGAGUCUGAGGCGGAAGCAAAUCCACAUAAUUACGACGUCUGGUUCGAUUAUGUUCGCCUUAUGGAGGAGGAGGGAUCGGUUGAACAAACUCGUGAACUCUAUGAAAGAGCUGUAGCUAAUGUUCCUCCGGUUAAGGAAAAACGAUACUGGCGUCGGUAUAUUUACUUGUGGAUUAACUAUGCUCUCUACGAGGAGCUGACAGUGGCAGAUAUGGAGAGAACACGCGAGGUUUACAAUUUCGCCCUUCGUCUUAUUCCUCACAAAAAAUUCACCUUCGCCAAGAUGUGGCUCUAUGCGGCUAAAUUUGAGAUUCGUCAGAAACAACUCACUGCCGCUCGCAAGCUUCUUGGCACAGCGUUGGGCAAGUGCCCAAAGGCCAAGCUUUUCCGUGGCUACAUUGAAUUGGAGAUUCUACUGCGAGAAUUCGAUCGAUGUCGAAAGCUCUACGAUAAGUUUCUCGAAUUCUCACCGGAAAAUUGCACCACUUGGAUGAGGUACGCUGAAAUGGAGGCUUUAUUGGACGAAGUUGAGCGAGCACGGGCUAUCUACGAAUUGGCAAUUUCUCAACCUCUUUUAGAUAUGCCUGAAAUUCUAUGGAAGGCCUACAUCGAUUACGAGAUUGAACAAAGAGAAUGGGAUCGUGCAAGGGCUCUCUAUCGACGUCUUAUGGAAAAAACCCAACAUGUUAAGGUCUGGUUGAGUUUGGCCAACUUUGAGCUCUGUGCCCAAGACGCGAUUGUGGUCGAGGAGGGUAGUGCUAAUGCCGAAACUGCUAGGGAAUUUAAUGAAAGUGAAGCUCGUACAGCAAUCGAGCGCGCUCGUGCUGUUUACCGAGAGGCCAAUCAAACCCUCCGCAAAUCCUCAGAAAAGGAGCAGCGUGUUCAACUUCUUGAGGAAUGGAAGACCUUCGAAGAGGAAUACGGCAAUGAAGAGACACGCAAGGAAGUCUCCAGCUUCGAACCCCAACGUGUGAUUCGCAGUCGACGAUUGGAAGAAGAGGGAGCAGCCGGGGGUUGGGAGGAGUUUGUCGAGUACAUAUUCCCUGACACAGCAGCUGAGCAACCGAAUAGGAAGCUUCUGGCCAUCGCCAAUAAAUGGGCUGCGAGACAUGAGGGUUCUGAUGGCGAUUCGGACACCAGCUCUGAGAGUUCAGAUGAUGAUAUUGAUAAUGAUGAUGCUGAAGGCACUAAUCAGGAGGAGAUUCGAUUGCCUUCGGAAAAUGAGGAGAUGGAUGAGUAG